CCCCCGGGCGGCGGGCGGGCGCCGGGCCGCGGGGAGCCGCCGCGGGCGGCGCGGGAGGAGCUGCAGCGGGAGAUGGAGGAGCUGCGCUCGGAGAACGAGUACCUCAAGGAUGAGCUGGAUGAACUUCGGGCUGAAAUGGAAGAAAUGCGUGACAGUUACUUAGAGGAAGAUGUUUACCAACUGCAGGAGCUCCGGCGAGAGCUGGACCGGGCGAACAAGAACUGCCGCAUUCUGCAGUAUCGUCUCAGGAAAGCCGAGCAGAAAAGCUUGAAAGUUGCACAAACAGGCCAAGUGGACGGAGAGCUCAUUAGGAGCUUGGAACAAGAUUUAAAGGUAGCCAAAGAUGUUUCUGUCAGACUGCACCACGAGCUGGAAAGCGUGGAGGAGAAACGUGUUAAAGCAGAAGAUGAAAAUGAAAUUCUUCGCCAGCAAAUCAUUGAGGUGGAAAUAUCCAAGCAGACAUUACAAAAUGAGCUGGACAAGUUAAAAGAGAGUUCGCUGAAGAGAAGAGGCAGCAGAGAAAUGCACAAAGAAAAAAAGGCAUUUACCCAGGAGGACAGUGCUGACUUGAAGUGUCAGCUGCAAUUUGCCAAAGAGGAAGCAGCGCUGAUGCGUAAGAAGAUGGCCAAACUGGGGAGGGAAAAGGAUGAACUGGAACAGGAACUCCAGAAAUAUAAAUCCAUCUAUGGAGAUGUGGACAGUCCCCUCCCGACCGGAGAGGCCGGGGGCCCACCUAGCACCAGGGAGGCUGAGCUGAAGCUUCGCUUGAAGCUGGUGGAAGAGGAAGCCAACAUACUGGGCAGAAAAAUAGUGGAACUGGAGGUGGAGAACAGGGGGAUUAAAGCUGAGAUGGAGGACAUGAGGUGCCAGUAUGAAAAGGAGUGUCUUAGCCGGGACCACAUUUCAAGCAUUCCUACCUCGCCGUACGGCGACUCUGUGGAGUCAGCCACGGAGUUGCGCCGUCACUUGCAGUUUGUGGAAGAGGAGGCAGAACUGUUGAGGCGCUCGAUCUCUGAAAUUGAGGAUCAUAACAAGCAGCUAACGAACGAACUGAGCAAAUUCAAGUUUGAGCCGGGUCAGGAGCCCAGCUGGCUGGAUGACACCGCUUCAAAAUGCGGCGGGCCCCUGCAAGAAGAGCUGAAAUCGGCCAGGUUGCAAAUCAACGAGCUGAGCGGGAAGGUGAUGAAACUGCAGUAUGAGAACAGGGUCCUGAUGUCCAACGUGCAGCGUUAUGACCUUGCCUCUCACCUGGGCCUGCGCACUUCCAGCCCCAGAGACAGCGACGCCGACAGUGACGCCGGGAAGAAAGAAAGCGACGGCGAAGAGGGACGCCCGCCCCAGCCGAAGAGAGAGGGACCGAUCGGGGGCGAAAGCGACUCGGAAGAAGCUUACGAGAAGACGUCGGGUUUUGGGAGCGGGAAGCCAUCCGAGGUCAGCGACCUGUGCUCCACCGAGCUCUUGCGAGCGAAAGAGGACACGGAGUCUUUAAUUAACAUCAAACGCGAGGCAGAGCGGCUUGAAAGGACGGUGGACCGCCUUAUCACUGAUACGGACAGCUUGAUUUAUGACGCAAAGGUGCAUAUAACCAGCAGCCCGUCUGCGGAGCAGGAUUUCAAAAGCGAUGAGGAGAGAGGAGAAGAAAAACGUGAACCGGAGCUCCUGGACACCAUCAACUCCAGGAUGAAAGCUUUCCGCAAGGAGCUGCAGACCUUCUUGGAGAAGGUUGAUCAUAUUGGGGAGGGCCUUAAGGAGCAGAUGGAGGACCUCUCCCCUCUUCCCCAUCUCACAGAGUCUUCCAGCUUUCUCUCCACGAUGACAUCCAUGUCUCGAGACUCUCCCAUUGGUAACCUGGGAAGGGAGCUUAUCACAGACUUCCAGUCCAAACUGAGGGAUCAGAUGGAGUGGCAGCUCAAACAAGAUCGUGGAGAGGAGCAAGAGAUUCAUCACCAGCGAGCCACCACCGACCCACACCGCAGAGCUGAUGGAGACAUUAAACUCUACAGGCCAGGAGACAAGGGCUGUUUCAGUCUAGAGAGUGUAUCGAUACAGGAGCUUCAGGCUCAGCUUGAGCAGGAGACGAGACUUCACCAAGAGGAGCAAGAAAAGUUUACAGAAAGGAUCGUUCAGCUGGAAGAGGAGCAUAUGCAGACCCUGCGGAGGAAAGAUUUGGAAGUGCAGAGCUUGACUUUGCAGAACAAACUGGAAGAGAAGACUUGGAGCCAGGAGAAAGGCCUGCUGCAGCAAGAGCUCAGGCAUUUCAAGCAGGACACUUUCCUCCUGUAUGUCAAGCUGAAGUGGCUGCUGAAGCACUGGCGGCAAGGCAAGCGACUGGAAGAGGAAGGGGAGGACGUAUUAGAGAUCGAGCAUCUUGAAGCCCUCCCUGAAUUUGGCCUUCCAUCUGAGCAAAAGACAGAGGAUGUAGAGCGAGAGGAGGAGGAAGAGGAUGUUGUUUUUGCACUGACAGAUUAUUCUCAGCGUCCUGCUGCAGAGAGCACUGAUCACGGACCACAGCUGCAGACUGCAGAAUUACUGCAGCAGCAAAAGCAGGCAAGCGAAAAUCAGAAACUCUUAAAUGCUCUGAAGGGCUUGCUGGAUGACUUCCGCUCGGAGCUGCGGGAUGAUGAGCGUGAGCGCCACGGGCUCCAGCAGCAGUACGCGCUGGACAAGGCAGCCUGGGAGGUGGAAAUGACUGAACUGAAGUGCCACCUAGAGCAGCUGGAAGGGAAGAGUGAGAAUGCCUCAGGAGAAACGGGUCUCACCUCUGAUGCAAAAGGGGCUUUCAAAAGGGAAAGAGAGGAGCACAAAAAGCUUCUGGCUGAGAGUCACAGUGUGGUCAUGGAUCUCCGCUGGCAAAUCCAGCACAGUGAGAAGAACUGGAAUCGGGAAAAAGUGGAGCUUCUGGACAGGCUUGAUAGAGACCGGCGAGAAUGGGAGCGUCAAAAGAAGGAGCUGCUCAGACGGAUAGAGCAGCUUCAGAAAGAAGUGAGCCCACGAAGAGGAAGCAGUUUUCUUUGUGACCAGAAGGAGAGUAACCUUCGUCCAUUCGCAACCCAGGGGACCCUUCACCUGCCUCGUUCGAUGGGGACAAGAUCCUACUCUGAUUCAGACGCUAUCCAGUUUGAGGAUCGGUCACUGUCGAAGUUGAAGGAGAGCGAUAGGUGCACUGCCACAGAAAACCUCUUUCUGGAGUCACUGUCUCUGGAUUCCCCGGACGAGUCUGAGGAGCACCGCUCGCGGCAAGUGGAGCGGGAGAAAUUCUUGACGGGCUUAACGGAGGAAGAAGAAACACACAGAGGAAAUCUUCAAAGGGCGAUGUCUGUUUCUUCCAUGUCAGAAUUCCAGCGCUUGAUGGAUAUUUCUCCAUUUCUCCCAGAAAAAAACUUGCCUUCAUCUAGCAGCAAAGAUGAUAUAACCCCUCCUUUGUCUCCCGAUGAUCUGAAGUACAUUGAGGAGUUCAAUAAAAAUUGGGAUUACAGUAACACUAGAAACCAUGGUGGGGCUGCCGAGAAGCCUGCAGAAACCUGGGCAGAAAGGACGGAGGUGGGGAAAGCUGGGAAUGACCCUGCUUCAGAUCCCUUCCAGGCAUCAUCAUGGUACCUCACCACCAGUGUCACUAUGACAACUAAUACCAUGACCAGCCCAGAGCACUGCCAGAAGCAGCCAACGAGGAGUCAUGGUGUAACUGAAAAAAUGGGAGUUCGGGUCUUUCACAGCCCACCAGUUGUCCGUAGGUUUGAUAAUUCAGUGAUAGCUGGCAGUGAAGGGAAAAACCAGGUUGAGUCAGACUUCCUGUUUUCUGUGACCAAAGGUAUGGGGAAUGUUGGUGAGACAAAAGGUGCUUCCUCAGAUAUGUUUGGAAGAUGGUCUUGUGACCUGGCCAAACAUCAUAAGGAUUUUCUGGAGAGUGGUCUUCAUCCCAUUGAACGCCCUAUUUGCACUACUGUGGGCUUCGCCUCACCCUUGCACAGCUUGGAGAUGUCCAAAAACAUGAGUGAUGAUAUGAAGGAGGUCGCUUUCUCUGUCCGAAACGCAAUACGCUCUAACUCUAAUUCAACAGAGCCUCAGUUUAAGGACACAGCUUGUCAAACCAAUGGGAUGAGGACAACAGGGACGCAGACCACCCAGACGAUCAGUGUUGGCUUGCAGACAGAAACCCUACGCAGUAUCACCAGCAGUCCACACAAGUGUCUGACACCAAAGGGGGGAUCCACUCCUGUCUCAUCACCAUCCAGAAGCCUAAGAAGCAGGCAAGUGACCCCUGUCAUUGAAAAGGUCCAGGCUAAAUUUGAACGCACAUGCUGCUCCCCCAAAUAUGGCUCUCCAAAGUUGCAAAGGAAAAUCCUUCCCAAAUCAGACCAGCCAAAUAACCGGACUUUGCCUGGUACGCCUCAAAAAGGAUUCAGUGAGUCUGCCUGGGCUAGAUCAACUACCACAAGGGAGAGUCCAGUCCAUACCACCAUCAAUGAUGGCCUCUCCAGUUUGUUCAACAUUAUUGACCAUAGCCCCAUCUUUCAUGAGACGUUCCAAAAAUGCCCCAAGUCUAGCAGCCGAUCCAGGUCAGCAGAACCCAGAUCAGAACUGGGCCCAGUGCAGGAACCUUGUGCAAAUGCCCGUGGCAGAUCACCCAGUCCUCUCCGUUUGGGGACAGAGACGCAAAAGGAAGAAGGGACUGAGGUGACAAGUAUCAGGCAGGACUUAUCUGCUCCUCCAGGUUAUACACUUGCAGAAAAUGCUGCCAGGAUCUUGAAUAAGAAACUUUUGGAGCAUGCCUUAAAGGAAGAGAGAAGGCUACCCUCACACAGCCCACCAAAUCUUAGCAAUGACAACAGCACAGCAGAUAUUGUCAAAGUAGAACCAGGGUCCAUAGAGGAACUACCUUGUUCUGCACUAGCUCCAUCCCUCGAACCCUGCUUCUCCCGGCCGGAGAGACCAGCGAACCGGCGCCCGCCGUCCCGAUGGGCUUCGCAUUCCCCCACGGCCUCCCAGUCGCCGUCCACCGGAGAUCUGCCUUCCCCCGAGGAGCGCGGGAGCAAGGACCCGCCGGCGGAAAGCCCGGCCGGUGCCGCCGGCCCGCCGGAGGCGCCGCGCGCCUGAGCCGCGGCCGCGGGCGGCAGCAGCCUCCGCCGGGAGCCGUCUCCAUCGGAGAGGGGGGGACCGAGCGGGGGCGGCCGCCGAACGGCCUCAAAUGCAGCUGCUGAAUGUCCGCCCUGCGAAACAGAGACGUUUCUAGAAGGAAACAGUUAAUGUGCCUGUAAUAACUUAAUUUUUUUCAUAGCUGAGAAAACUAUUUUUGUCUCCAUCUUUUCUACACACAGUAUAUUAACAAAAAAAAGGUUAAAAAAAUGAUAUACAGAUAAAGUUAAGAUUUAAAAUAAAAUGUAAAUUAAGUUUUAAGGGAAUUUGAAUACCUGCUCGCGCUCUCUCCAAAUACCAACUGCCUUUCGGUUAUAUUUGCACUGUUAUGUUUUUGAUUUUGGUUUGGGGUUUUUUUUGGGGGGGUUGGGUUUUUUUUCAUGUAAAACUAGGGUCUUAAGUUAAUUUUAUUCUCUUUUAAUGUCAGUGUUUUCAGUUUUUAAAAGUCAAGGUUCUUAAAGAUGCUUCAACUGGCUGAAGCAGUACCUUUUAAGUAGUGAAGGAAGCCAUUAAGCUAGUUCACUAGAAUUGUAUUAACUAAGAUGGAGGGGAAUACAGGUAAACUCCAGGGGAAAAAAUACGUAAAAAAAAAUGCCUCAGAAAGUCUUACGGAGUUAGCUGUAAAAUACACAUACGAUACUUGACUUGCAUGCCUCUGGGUCCCAGCACUUUAGUGCAUGUACAUACUGCUGCUGUACUUCUGCCAUCACGUAAAUGUGAGUCAAUCUGUUUCACUGUAAUAUUGUUGUGAAUUUACCUGUACUGUACUUUUAUUGUUGGUAUUCUUGCAUUGACUAUACAAAAAAAGAGUUUUUAAAUUAUUGUUAACCGUUCGACUGGCUGUGUACAAUGUUUCCCGAGAACUUUGUUUUCCGGGAAAAGAAAAAAAAAAACACUGAGAGCUCGGGGCAUACUCAAUUGUAACUGGUCUUGUUUAAGAGUCUGUUGGAGACCAUGUGACGUGGAAAUAAAAACCCUCAGUAUUUACAAACUGC
This is a messenger RNA of Rhea pennata, 6128 nucleotides long. RefSeq names its product microtubule crosslinking factor 1 (gene MTCL1). Gene Ontology annotation, cellular component: midbody; microtubule bundle; lateral plasma membrane. Gene Ontology annotation, biological process: regulation of autophagy; establishment or maintenance of epithelial cell apical/basal polarity; microtubule bundle formation. The transcript is spliced from 15 exons. The coding region runs from base 73 to 5094 and encodes 1673 amino acids. The record is from RefSeq and is a predicted model, not a curated record. Lineage: Eukaryota; Metazoa; Chordata; Aves; Rheiformes; Rheidae. Gene Ontology annotation, molecular function: microtubule binding.